UUGACUUCUGUUGCUAGCGGCAGUACCACUCGACAACUAGAGGAGAACAGUCGCAGCCAAAGUGGCUCUCUCCACAAUCCGACAGUGUCCCUAUCACAUCAAACCCAAAUCAGUUAAAACUUCAAUAAAACAAAACUCGUUGUGAUCAAAAGACAGUUCAUCUUAAUUCAUCUUAAUCGGAAAAACGAUACGUCGAGAACAGUGCCAACUACAACUUGGACUCGGAUUUCAUCAACAGAUAACGAUUAAAUGAUGAGAGCAUUGUUGACAUUUGACAGUUGAAACGUUAAACAAUUUUGCGUGUUGCGUCGCGUACGACACGCCCAUUGCGUCCGACACACCCGAAAGACGAAGGUUCUCGACGUUUCUGGACUUGGUGCUGCUGGUGUCGGUUUGGGAAACCAACCGACAUGUCAACUACUUCGUGUGCCCUGCCUAAAGGCAAACUGUUUCUAGGAAAGAUACUCCAUGUUCAGCACGUUGAUCAAACAAGAGCAACGACCACCGAAAUCUCCGAUUUGGAGUUGAUCCUCAACGUCUUGAAAGAGGUUCGCUAUAGACGGGACGAGGAGGAAGAAGAGAAAGAAGAAGAGGAGGAAGAAGAAGAGGAAAUGGAAGAGGAAAUGGAAGAGGAAAUGGAAGAGGAAAUGGAAGAGGAGGAUUCGAAACGUGAUGGCGAUCGCGAUAAAUACGCGUCUCCUGGCAAGUCGACGAAAUUCCAAAUUUUAAAACAAUCUUUUGGAAAUCUAAUCUUUGACAUAGGGGUCUACUCCAACCCCCUGCCCAUAGUGCCGAACGUGUCAAUAGCGUUUCACGCCUUUGCCGUUUUCAGAACAAAUCAAAUACCCGAGUCAGAAUCUGCAGCAAUGUGGUGGUCGUUUGAGAAGAAUGGCAAGUACGUCAUUCUGCAACAGUCGCCAAACAAAGCGGACGUCAUAGAUUUGGUCUUCGAUGUCAACGAGGAGAAAAUUGUACCGCGACUUUUGCCAGUGAAAGAGUUGACGACUGCCCAGGGCAAAUACAUGUCCCUGGAAGCUUUAUUAGAAAGCAUUCUGUAUAGCAGUCAACUGAGCACAGCUUAUCAUGUGUGGUCGGCAAACUGUCAGAAAUUCGCCUCGUACGUGUUCCAAACUGCCAAUGGCGAAGGGAAAAAAUGGAAAACGCUAACAUGUGGAUCGCUCCCCGACGAAAAAGAAACACUCUUCGGUGCAGGUGUCAACGCCAUUCGAUACGACUCGAUUGCAAAGCAAGACAAACUGAUUCCUUACUACCAAGCCAUUCUCGAGAAGGAAAUACUACCGGAAUUCAAGAGGAUUUUGUCAAAUUACUCGAGCCAAUUCAUCAACCAAGUCGAUUGCCAUGGCUACACUCUGCUCGACUGGGCCCGAGCCUUUUCAAGAGACGAUCUCGAAAACUACUUGAUUGAAGACAAAGGCGCCGUCCACCAACCCACCGAUAGCAAGUCGUCGCGACAAAACACCUUUCAUAUCGCCCUGCAAUAUUUAGACUCGAAAAAAGACGAUGCCAAAUUAUGUUUCGACGGCAUAGACUUGGCCGGCGUCAAUUUAAUCGGUGACUCGGCCCUGCAUUUGGCCCUGUACGGAGGCAAAUGGAAGAUAGCCAUGGAAAUUCUGAAAAAAAUGAAAAAGUUGUCCAUGCCAGUUGACAGAGCCAAUAGUAAAGGAGAAAUAAUUCUUCACGUAAUCGCCAAAUUGGCUUGCCCUCCCACAAUUUUCGCAGAGAUCCUGGACGCCAUCCCUAAAGAAAAAGUCGACAUGACCGACGACGAAGGAUUCAACGCCCUUCACUGGGCAACUAAAAUAGGAUCACCAAGGAAAGUCAAAUCGCUGUUGGAGAACGGGGCCGAUGUGAACGCAGAAACCGAAGAUGGAGACACCGCCCUCGACUUGGCAAUACAAGACGAAUUGAACUUGGAAUACAAGAACAAAAUUGUUGAACAGCUUUUGAAGUACAAGGCAAAAGGCAACACUAAAGAUGCUGGUUUCACGCCACUUCACCUUGCCAUUAUGGAGGACGAGAUUGCAAUCGAACAAAUUAGGAAAAUGAUGGAAAUGUGUCCUGACGAUGUCGAUUUGCAAGACCACUACCAUGGGGACACUCCUCUAAUGACGGUGUUGGACAAUCAAUCAAAUACUAAAACGGAACUACUGCUGGAAGUUGCAAAUGUCAACGUAAAAAACAAGAAGGGUAUGACGGGGCUGCACUAUGCUGCAAUGUGGCCAACCAUACCAGAAAAAUUGUUCGAGAAAAUUCUUAGCCAGUCGACAGAUCUAAAUGCAAAGGAUAACGAAGGAGAUACUGCCCUUCACUGGGCAUUAAGGGAAAAAUCGGCUGGUGCCGCACUGCAGCUUUUACGAGCGGAAAAUGUGAACGUUAACAUCAGGAACGAGAAAAACGAGAUGGCCAUUCAUUUGGCCGAAAAAUGGGAAAAUAUUCCAAUUGAAAUUUCCAAGUUGAUUCGAGAAAAAACUACGGUGAUGUAAAUAGAGCAGCAAGCAUCAAGGAAUCCAUUCCAUAGUAACAACAGAGAAACUCAAAGCAGAGGCGAGCAAGGACUGACCGAGCAAUCCACCAGAGACUGAGGAGAAAGUGUUGCCAGUCAUCUUAUCCAUUUAUUGGGCGCAAGUGGCACUUCAAUUGUCUUCUAUUUAAUUUUUGAUUUGUUCUAUGAAGAAUAAAAAAUUAAGUAUAGCUAAAGUGGCUGCUAAAUACAGAGUUGCAAGUGGG
Molecule: messenger RNA, 2748 nt
Organism: Daphnia pulicaria
Lineage: Eukaryota; Metazoa; Arthropoda; Branchiopoda; Diplostraca; Daphniidae
Product: ankyrin repeat domain-containing protein 50-like
Exons: 5
Coding region: 411-2504 (697 amino acids)
Molecular function (GO): protein binding
Source: RefSeq, a predicted model, not a curated record